Pangasianodon hypophthalmus (striped catfish) is the source of this 5508-nucleotide messenger RNA. RefSeq names its product beta-1,4-N-acetyl-galactosaminyl transferase 3b (gene b4galnt3b). Gene Ontology annotation, molecular function: acetylgalactosaminyltransferase activity. Lineage: Eukaryota; Metazoa; Chordata; Actinopteri; Siluriformes; Pangasiidae. The record is from RefSeq and is a predicted model, not a curated record. The coding region runs from base 4 to 3363 and encodes 1119 amino acids. The transcript has 20 exons. Gene Ontology annotation, cellular component: Golgi cisterna membrane.
ACAAUGAUGCCAUUCUUCCCGUUGAGGAAAAUCAAGCGGAACGGAAAGUACCUGUUCAUCGGGGCGGUGCUGGUGGUCGCGAGCGUCGCGGCGUAUCUGGAGCACGUGGCCACGAGCCUGUGGAAUCGCGUCGGUGACAGUCAGCAGAAGGAGCAAGCAGCCUGCGCAAAGCCUGCGAACAGAGACCACCUUUCGAACGAGGACGUCGUCUGGUCAUCCAAAUACGUCCCUCAACCCUGGAAGCCGGAGUAUAAAGGGCAGGCGAAUCUUCACGUCUUUGAGGACUGGUGUGGAACCUCCGUCGCAAGCCUCAGAAAGAACCCACACUACCCCCUGUACCCUCACUCUCGUAUCACAGUGAAGAAACUCGCCGUGUCUCCGAGCUGGAAGAAUUACGGCCUCAGGAUCUUCGGCUACAUCCACCCGUCCACCAGCGGUGAGUUUCUUUUCGCAGUGGCGUCUAAAGAUAACUGCGAGUUCUGGCUGAGUCAGGAUGAGAACCCGGAGAACCUGCAGCUCCUCGCUCAUGUUGGGAAGAAUGGUGAGGAGUGGACCGCUCCGGGGGAAUACGGCAAAUACAGCAGCCAAAUAUCCAAACCAGUCGUACUUCAGCAGCAGAAAAGGUUUUACUUUGAGCUGAUCCACAAAUACAACGAUCAUAGCACCAACCACGUGGAAGUCGCAUGGAGACUCAAUAAAGCUGGAACGCAGUUUGAACUUAUCGACUCCGACUCGCUGUCUCUUUACACCGUCGAGUCCUCCCUGAAGAUGAGUGAUGUCAGUCACAUUCCUCAGACGGCUGCUAGUCACGUAGCCCUGCCUCUGGACAAAGCACGAGCUGCACACCACGGGGCAGAGAUGCUGAGAGAAGACCCUCGUGACACUUUUUUUAAAAUGCCUUUACUGGACGCGUCCCGAUUACGGAGUGUGUUACCAGAAUGCUCCUAUAAACCCAGUUACACGGUUAAAGGCAGGCCGAUCAGCCGUUAUCAGGGUCUGCAGUUUGUCCACUUGACUUACGUUUACCCCAAUGACUACACACGGCUCACACACAUGGAGAACGGCAACACCUGUUUCUACCAGAUGAAACCAUACUAUUUCAAGAUUUACGGCUUUUCGUGGUACAUGAGACUGGACCAACUGAAGGAAAAGCACACAGACAAUGGUGAUUACAGGGCGGGAUGGAAGGAGUUCAGAGGACGGGACGAGGAGAUGGAAGACGAGGAUGAAUUUGACUACCGUGAUGACUACAUACAGCGCCAACAAAGGAAACUCUUCUCUAACUCACUGAACAAGAAGAACGUGAGUAGAAGAAGGAGGACAAACCAACACAAUAUGAACAGAAUAGAGACAGUGCAGCAGGAGAACCUGGCACGAGGUAAUGGAUCAGUAUCAGAGAAGGAGAACCAAAAUAAGCUGCAAAACCAAACCAAAAUGGCUGAUCAGAACCAAAAUAAACUGCAAAACCAAACCAAAAUGGCUGAUCAGAACCAAAAUAAACUGCAAAACCAAAACAAAAUGGCUGAUCAGAACCAAAAUAAGCUGCAAAACCAAAACAAAAUGGCUGAUCAGAACCAAAAUAAACUGCAAAACCAAAACAAAAUGGCUGAUCAGAACCAAAAUAAACUGCAAAACCAAAACAAAAUGGCUGAUCAGAACCAAAAUAAACUGCAAAACCAAAACAAAAUGGCCAACAAGAACCAACGUAAACUGCGAAAACAAAAGAAAAUGGCCAUCGAGAACCAAUAUAAACUGCAAAACCAAAACAAAACAGUGGAAGAGAACCAAAAUAAGCUGCGAAACCAAACCAAAAUGGCCGACAAGAACCAACAUAAUGUGCAAAACCAAAACAAAACUGCUGACGAGAACCAACAUAAACUGCGAAAACAAAACAAAAUGGACUACAAGAACCAACAAUUUGGACGGAAGGCUGAAAUUCCUGGUCAGAAAGAAGAUAAAGAACCUAUUGGUCAAGUGAAUCAUAUGAAGCAAGAAGAUAAAGCUCCAAUCCAGGAUCAGAGAUCAGGAGCAAAACCGCAUGUUAUUAACGGACCGAAAAAUGGCACAAGGAAUAUCUUUCUUUCCGCGUCAAAGCAUGAGGACCCUCAGCCUCCUGAAGAUGAUUCCAUCCAUCAGAAAUAUCGUCAUGGCAACGUCCACCAGGGCAAAUACACCAACCCUCCUCCUCCUGUACACACCGGCAACUCUGCAUUGGGGAAAGGCGGAGACUUUGUGAAUAGGGGCGGAGCCAAAACGCAUAAAGAACUCACUAACGACAGCACAGACCUGUGGGUCAUAUACGGAGACUCGGAGAUGGAAGCCGGGGUCGUGAGCAAGGCUGAGUAUGACCCUGAGAUCAGAUGGGAUCAGACGUUUCAGGUCGGUCAGACAGACUUUCAGGCGCUGAGGACUGAUUGGAUAGACCUGAACUGUAACGUGAGUGGAAAUCUGCUGAUCAGCCAAUCAGAAGUGACGGCUUUGGUGCAGGUGUUUAUGGAGAAACUCGAGCUGAAAUAUCCCAGUCAGUUCUCUCUGCAGCGUGUGGUAAAUGUAGAGAAGCGAGUGGAUGAGACUCGGGGGAAUCGUUAUCUCCUGGAGUUGGAGCUGCUGGAGUCCUCAGGAGCUCGAGUUCGUCUCGUUCACUACGUCUACGUGAUGACGAGGAGGAACGUCCAGCGGCUGCUGCUGUGUAACCCACGCAGCUUCCUGUGGAACCCCGACGCUACUAUACACAUCAUCAUACCAGUGAAGAACCAGGCUCGUUGGGUGCAGAAGUUCAUCGUGGACAUGGAGGAGCUUCACGAGGUCACAGGAGACGACAACAUCAACAUCAUCAUCGCCGAUUAUUCCAGCACUGAUAUGGACAUAGAACAGGCUCUGAAGAACUCUCGCCUCCCCAAGUUUCAGUAUCUAAGACUGACAGGAAACUUUGAGAGAUCAGCGGGUCUUCAGGCCGGAAUCAACCUGAUCACAGAUAAUCACAGCAUUGUGUUUCUGUGUGACCUGCAUCUCCACUUCCCGCUGAGUUUCUUCGACUCGGUGAGGAAACACUGUGUUGAAGGACACAUGGCGUUUGCUCCCUUAGUGAUGAGGCUUAACUGUGGAGCGACGCCUCAGGAGCCCGACGGUUACUGGGAGGUGAACGGUUUUGGUUUGCUGGGUAUUUAUAAAUCUGACCUGGACGCUGUAGGAGGCAUGAACACCAGAGAAUUCACGAACCGCUGGGGAGGAGAGGACUGGGAACUCCUGGACAGGAUCAUGGAGGCGGGGUUGGAGGUGGAGCGUCUGCACUUGAGGAAUUUCUUCCACUACCACCACUCCAGACGCGGCAUGUGGAACCGCAGAACACUAAACGGAGAGUAGAUCUGGCAACCCUACGUCCUCAAAAACGACACUCACUGUGGCACUUUAACCAGCCUUCGCCCUCAACCUUCGCCCUUUCGGAUUGCAGACGUGUCGCUCCUUUGUGGGUGGAGCCAUGGGACAAUGCUGAGGUUUGAUUGGUUGAUCAUCACUCACAUGGUGUAGGUGCUGAUGAAGUUCUCAGGAGGAACAAACCGUUACUACUAAUGAUACACUAAUGAUAAAGUAGUGAUGUCACACACUCGGGCUUUUUAAAACAGAGACUUCAAUCUUCAAUUAUUUUAAUCAGUGUAUUAAAUUUUUUAUGAACUGUGACCCGUAUUCAGAGUUGAGAUAAGCGCACGUAGCGAGAAGUUAAUACCGAGAUCAUGCACAUCGGUAUUCAGACCUCAGAAGUUACAUGAGAGUGGGGGCGGAGUUUGUCUGAAAGAGAGGCGUGUCUUAGUUACGCUCGACUCUGGUCUCGAGCUUAAGCGCAUGUUUCUUGCGUGAUCUCAGCUCGAGUGAGGAGCAGCGUUAAGUCCAGCGGUUUGACGGAGGUUUCAUGCUGAAAUUUAUAUUUUGGCUCUAAACACACUCAAACACACUCAAACACACAAUUCCAGGAUGAUAUUAAAUACUUAAAUAUAUAUAUGACACUACUAAUUAAUUAACAGUAUCAUCAGAGGAGACGCUUUUUAAUCAGAGACACGACUUAUCAGGAGCAGUGAAUAUUUUCUGCAUGAAGUGAUGAAUGAAGUUAAAGUUUCUCUGUAAGCGUAGCAGGCGAGUGCUUGGUCAGCUUAUCCUUCACACUCUGAACACAAACAUUUAUUAAAUUGACAAAUCACUUCUUCUCAAGAAAAAUCUGCCAGCCUCGGAGGUGUGAACUACUCGCAGGUGAUUGUAAUAAUCCGAAUGUGAUGUGAAGCUCGUGAAAUCCACUUCAGUAGCUGCGAAACCCGACUCUGAACACGCGUAACUUUCCCACGUAAAUAUUUGCACGACUUUCGCCGACUCUGAAUACGGCCCUGUGUGUACUCCUCACUGGUCACAUUUCUUAAAGUUGAGUGCAACUCAUUAGCAGGAUGAUUUGAGAGGUCUUCUGUUGGGUUUGGGGUGUAAACAGUAUGUCUUCAUUAGGAAAAGGUAUUUUCUGUUUCCUGAGUGCAGUGUAUAGAGGAGUAUAAUCUUCCUGCGGUGUGUUUUUCCGCUAUUUACACACUCACUGAGACUUGAUUAAGAUGCUCGAUGGGUUCAGGGCUUCGUUUGUGGUUUAUUAUACGUUAAAUUUUAUUGAAAUGGAUUAUUGUCCAAGGAAAUAUUUCCUCAGGAAAAAAGAAACCAUAUCUGCACAAAAGUGCCUUUUAUUUUUAAUUCUAAACAGAAUAAAGAAAUGCGACAGGAACUUUUUGCUAUUAAAUAAAUCACUUAUCUGAAGUUAUUACCCAGGAUGCAAUGUUUUUAUGCAAAUUUAAAUACCAUGUUUUUAUAUAUAAGGGAAAAGAGGCAGGUGGUUUAUGUGCCGUAAUUGAUGUACAUGUAUGGAACAAUAUUUUUGCCUCUGGUAUUUGAAUUUAAAUUUUGAAAUUGUAUAUAAACUUUUGUAUUUUGACUCAGUGAAUUGAUUUGGUCUGCUGUCAUUUGAAUUUGUUCUUAAAAUAAAACAUCCUUUUUUUAAAUAAACCAAAUCUAUUUUAAAAUUACUAAAUAUUUUGGUAUUAUUACAAUACAUUUCCGAUGCAAAUUCAUAUAAAAAAAUCACAUUCAACAAUAUAAACACUGUAUAUUAUAUUUAUAUACUUAUAUAUUUCUAUACAAUUUAAUAUAAAUUUUAUUUGAAUUUGAAAACUCAACACUGAAGUUGAAAUUUUGUCCAAUUUUGUUAUUUUUUUAAAUUAAACAUCCUGCUAUUAAAUGAAUUUUAUAACUUUAUACACAAAUUCAAAUUGUUCAUUUUGAUCUAAUUCAAUUUCAAAACUUUUAAAAGGAGGAGAGAAAAAAAGGACUUUGUUUCUGGGUUUGAGGGAUUUUGCUGCUCUUCUCUCAUAAAUGACUUUUUUUUUGUUGUAAAUGUAAAUAUUUAUAUAUUUGUAUAUACUGUACUUUAUGUUUGGAGGUCUGUUGUAAUUUUUUUUACUUAAAUAAAAGCAAUACCUGGUCAAA